Molecule: messenger RNA, 585 nt
Organism: Glarea lozoyensis ATCC 20868
Lineage: Eukaryota; Fungi; Ascomycota; Leotiomycetes; Helotiales; Helotiaceae
Exons: 2
Coding region: 1-585 (194 amino acids)
Biological process (GO): attachment of spindle microtubules to kinetochore
Cellular component (GO): spindle microtubule; DASH complex
Source: RefSeq, a predicted model, not a curated record
AUGUACGGCAAUACCACGACGCAAUUCACAACCUCCCAAUCCCAAUCCAUAUCCUCGCUCUCCGCCUCCGUUUCCUCCCUCCGCUCAUCCCUCAGCCUGCUAGACUCCUCCAUCUCCAUCCUCGACGCUGGGAUCUCUGAUUUCCCUAGAUUGAAGAAGGUAUUGAGUAGUACUAGACACUUCGAACUAACCCCCUCCACAACCCUCACAACCGCGCAAGCCUCUCUCGCCGCCGAGCUCGCGCCCGCAAUCACCACGCUGCUUGGGCGCUGCGAAUCGCACAUUGGGAAGCUGGAGCGGCGGGAAGGCGCGCUGAUCGCGCGGUCGGAGUUGUUGGAGGGGAGGUUGUCGAAUGAUGAGACGAGGGGUUUGAAGAAGAAGAGGAGUUUGGAUCGGUUGGUGAAGGGGAAGGGGAGGGGCGGGGAUGAGAAGGCGGCGAGGUUGAAGGCGUUGAGACUGAAGAAGGAGAGAUUGGGGUAUGCGGUUGAGAGGUUGGGGUUGCAGAGUCAGCAGAGGCAGAGGCAGUUGAGGAUGAGUGUUGCGGCUGGGGCGACUUUAGGGGAUUUGGGUGGGGAGGAGGAGUGA